UGCUGUAGGACGGUAGUUUGAAGAACGGUUUAGUGUUAAAUAUUUGAAAGAUUUCAGUGGGUGAAAUCCGUUCAGCUCAAGUCCGACGAAGAGAUGAAUGACAAAUACGUUCUGUUGGAUUCCGCCAGGACACCAGUGAUCAUUUUACGCCGAAUAGAUCUCCCACAAUGCUGUGUGCGUAAAGAUGACGAGGUUCUCAAUGAGCUCAUCAACCAAAAGAGGAACUCCACUUUAGAUCAAGAGGAAAAAGAACAAAAAACAUUCAAGGAGAAGAAGAAGCGCCUCUGCACCAGUAAAGAUGAAGAGCAGCUUGUGCUGAAACAACAGACUGAUGACAUUUUGGAGAAAAUUUCUAAUGUGCAAAUAAUUCACAAUGAAACAGAACCACAAAUGAAACAACUCAUCUCUCAUGACCCUCCUGAUAGCCAGGUUCAGGAAGGAAGAAAUUCUGAAGACCCAAGAAAAAGCGAUGACAAGCAGAAACUAAAUGAAAUAUGUCAGAAAGCCAAACAGGUGAAAAGCACAAUUGAGAGUUCAAAAUAUAAAACACACAAGAAAGCUCACCCAGACCGGGCAGGUUUAUUGACAACACACAUGAGAACUCACAUGGGCAAAAAACCCUUCACCUGUUCAACUUGCGGAAAAAGUUAUGGCCACAAGGCUGGAUUAAUUUAUCAUAUGAAAGUUCACUCGGGUGAGAAACCUUUCUCAUGUGUGACAUGUGGAAAAUGUUUCAUAAACAAAUAUAAUUUAGUUGUUCACAUGACGAUUCACACGGGAGAGAAGCCUUUCUCGUGUGUGACCUGUGGAAAAGGUUUCUCUCAAAGAGGACAAUUAACUAUUCACAUAAGGACUCAUACAGGUGAGAAGCCUUACUCAUGUGAGACCUGUGGAAAAAGUUUCUCUAGAAAAAGCAAAUUAACUGAACACAUGAGGACUCAUACAGAUGAGAAGCCUUACUCAUGUAAGUCCUGUGGAAAGAAUUACAAGACCAGAAACGGUUUAUCUUAUCACAUGAGGACACAUACAGGUGAAAAGCCUUUCUCAUGUGGGACCUGUGGAAAAGGUUUCUAUGAUAACAGUCAAUUAACUCUUCACAUGAGGACUCAUACAGCUGAGAAACCUUUCACCUGUGGGAAAUGUGGAAAAGGUUACAAUCAGAAAGGAGCUUUAACUGCUCACAUGAGGACUCAUACCGGUGAAAAGCCUUUCUCAUGUGAGACUUGUGGAAAAAGUUUUGCUAAAAAAAUCUGUUUAACGUCUCACAUGAUAAUUCAUAGAGAUGAGAAGCCUUUCUCAUGUGGGACCUGUGGAAAAAGUUUUGCUCGAAAAUACUGUCUAACUUCUCACAUGAUAACUCAUAGAGAUGAGAAGCCUUUUUCAUGUGGGACAUGUUGGAAAAGUUUCUACACACUAAACAAUUUAACUUCUCACAUGAGAACUCAUACAGAUGAAAAGCGUUUCUCAUGUGGUACUUGCGGAAAACGUUUCCUAUAUAAAUCAACUUUAGAUUAUCACAAGAUGGUUCAUACAGGUCACAAGCCUUUCUUAUGUGGAUCCUGUGGAAAAGGUUUCCGUCUAAAGCGCUUGUUAACUGAUCACAUGACAACGCAUACAGGUGAAAAGCCUCUCUCAUGUGGUGCUUGCGGAAAAGGUUUCCUUUAUAAAUCGGCUUUAGAGUCUCACAUAAUGGCUCACACAGCUGUGAAGCCUUUCUUAUGUGGAAUCUGUGGAAAAGGUUUCCAACUAAAAUACAGUUUGACUUCUCACAUAAGGACUCAUACAAAUGAGAAGCCUUACUCAUGUAAGUCCUGUGGAAAGAAUUACAAGACCAGACGAGGUUUAUCUGAUCACAUGAAGACACAUACAGGUAAAAAGCCUUUCUCAUGCGGUACUUGCGGAAAACGUUUCCUAUAUAAAUCAACUUUAGAUUAUCACAAGAUGGUUCAUACAGGUCACAAGCCUUUCUUAUGUGGAUUCUGUGGAAAGGGUUUCCGUCUAAAACACAGGUUAACUGAUCACAUGACAACACAUACAGUUGAGAAGCCUUUCUCGUGUGAUGCUUGCGGAAAAGGUUUCCUUUAUGAAUCAGCUUUAGAUUCUCACAUGAUGGCUCACACAGAUGUGAAGCCUUAUGUGGAACCUGUGGAAGAGGUUUCCAUGUAA
Molecule: messenger RNA, 2166 nt
Organism: Poecilia latipinna (sailfin molly)
Lineage: Eukaryota; Metazoa; Chordata; Actinopteri; Cyprinodontiformes; Poeciliidae
Product: zinc finger protein 239-like
Exons: 2
Coding region: 94-2166 (690 amino acids)
Biological process (GO): regulation of transcription by RNA polymerase II
Cellular component (GO): nucleus
Molecular function (GO): DNA-binding transcription factor activity, RNA polymerase II-specific; RNA polymerase II cis-regulatory region sequence-specific DNA binding
Source: RefSeq, a predicted model, not a curated record